Messenger RNA from Triticum aestivum (bread wheat), 1034 nucleotides. RefSeq lists its product as uncharacterized. The transcript is spliced from 3 exons. Lineage: Eukaryota; Viridiplantae; Streptophyta; Magnoliopsida; Poales; Poaceae. The coding region runs from base 112 to 831 and encodes 239 amino acids. The record is from RefSeq and is a predicted model, not a curated record.
UCGAGCGAAACCCUCACACCGCACGUCCUCCACCUCCCUUCGCCUCCAGCGCCCCCUCCUCCCUCUCCAACGCCGCCACAGCCACCUGGGCGACGCUCCCACCCACCACCCAUGGUUGAGGUCGGCAAAGCGGCCCAUCGCACGGCGCCUGGGGACGCCGCCUCCCUCCGCCGCCAGCAGCGGCGACCGGCUAGCGUGCGUUCGCAGCCGCCAAAACCGGAUGGCGCGCUGUCCGGCGAGGGGCCCGACACAUCGUCUUCGUCGCGCGUCUUGGGCCUGACGGAGGGGCAGAUGCCGAUGCCCACCAGCGGUGGCGGGCUCGAUCUGGAUAUUCAUCCUCGUGCCCACCUGCCGCUCCUCGGCAUAUUCCUCUCCCCGCACCGCCGCUCGCCUCCGUCGCGUCACCCGCACUGCCGCUCACCUCCGCCUCGUCAGCGCCUUCUGCUGCUACUGCCGCCGGCGCGUCUCCUAGCUCCUGAACGACCAAACCAUGCAUCACUACUCCAUGGGAUUCUAAUUUGCCUUUGCGUGCUUGCAGCUUUGAUUGCUGGACCAGUUGCUGGACGUGGUGCACUGGAUCCGGCAGGCGGUGGUGCUCUGGGGCGUCGUCCCCCUCGUCGGCGCCUUCUCGAUCGUCCUGUACACUCACAAUUAUUGUACAGAUUGAUGCUACGGCUAUACUGCAGCGCAGGUGGGCAGGGGCACCUUCGGCGGCGUAGAUGGGCCUUGCUCGCGCGACGGUUGAUGAGGUUGAGUGCCAUUGGUGGCUGGGGCCUAGGGUUGGCUGCUGCCGCGAGCGACGGGGGACGGAGGAAGAAGGAAAGGGGGUAAUUAGCGUAAGGUUUACAAAGGACUUUUUUUGUAAAAAUGCCAAUGAACUAUGCUGGCGACAUUAUUUUUCGGACGGAUGGAGUACUACUUUGCUUGCAAAACUAGGAGAUGACUAUUCAUAUCUUAUUUUGAUCAGAUAUUGUUGUGUAAAUUGCUAGUUGUGCUGCCCUGCAAGUGAGGUUCCUUGCCCAUUAAGUAAUUUA